AUGGCACCGUUAGAAAGAGAUCCACCCAAAUUCUUAUUUGAUCAUAUAAAAGACAUAAACGAAGACUUCUUGACGGACGACGAAGAAGAGUUAUUUCCAGAACGCCUUAUAUACAACGACAUAGACACAAGAGAUAGAGACACGGACGAAGAGAUUGACAUAAACACCGACGAGUUAAAUAACUAUAUACCUGAAAUAGUAUUGGAAGUCAUUAGACAAUGGAGUACAUACUUUAAUAGUGCUGUUCCGCCACUUGUCAACAACCAUGACAGAAAGACAGAGGACAGCGAUGACGAGUCAAUUGAGACAGACGAAACCGACGACAGAGAGACAGAAGACAACGAUGACGAGUCAAUUGAGACAGACGAAACCGACGAUAGAAAGACAGAGGACAGCGAUGACAAAGAGACAGAGGACAACGAUGACACAGAGUCAGAGGACAACGAUGACGAAUCAAUUGAGACAGACGAAACCGACGACAGAGAGACAGAAGACAACGAUGACACAGAGACAGAGGACAGCGAUGACAAAGAGACAGAGGACAACGAUGACACAGAGUCAGAGGACAACGAUGACGAAUCAAUUGAGACAGACGAAACCGACGACAGAGAGACAGAAGACAACGAUGACAAGUCAAUUGAGACAGAUGAAACCGAUGACACAGAGACAGAGGACAACGAUGACGAGUCGAUUGAGACAGACGAAACCGACAAAAUCCACGACGACGACGAAUAUUCCCGGAACUUCAUGCCCACAUACAGCUUCGAUGCAAGGCUUGCAUAUUUCAACGCCAUUCACCCGCCUGUCAACGAACGCCGACCAGUUGAGUCAGACUCGGACGACCCGCAGCCGUGCUCAUCAUCAGGUCUGAAGAGACCGCGUUCAGACUCUGAUGAUGAGCAACCCAGGUCAACAAAGCGGAGAUGGCCAACGUCGUACCAGUCAGAAAGUGAAGAAAGCGAGUCGGACAACUUUCAAUAG
This is a messenger RNA of Adelges cooleyi (spruce gall adelgid), 981 nucleotides long. RefSeq names its product germ cell nuclear acidic protein-like. The transcript has 3 exons. Bases 1 to 981 code for a protein of 326 amino acids. The record is from RefSeq and is a predicted model, not a curated record. Lineage: Eukaryota; Metazoa; Arthropoda; Insecta; Hemiptera; Adelgidae.